GCAGUGCUUGGAGAGUCGCACAGAUAAAAGCAGGGAGACGAAGCUGAGAGGCAGGGAGGGAGGAGGCAGAGGAGAGACAAAGGUAUGAAGGGAUGUAGCCCAGAUGGUGAACGGAGGGAUGGAAGGAACAGAAAGCGACAGCAGGAGGAGGAUUCCAUCUUCCAACAGGCAUUCCUGAGUUUAGCCAUUCUGGUCCGGGCGAUGCCAUCGCUGUGAUUUUUGUUUUUAUUAUUAUUUUUUCUUAAUCACUACGGAGAACAGGAGCAACCUGUGAAAAAGCAGGAGCCUGUUGCCUGGAUACCUCUGCUGUCGCCACAACGGCCAAAAGCCAGGACUGAAGCGAGCGUGAGCCUUUGGGUCAAAGCGCAUCUGGAUGGCCCUCUGGCUCCUCCGCUCCCUGGAUGAUCGCAUCGCAUGAUGAGGAAGGGGUCGCCACAUCACGGAGGCUUCGAGGAGCGCCAGAGAGAGAGGCUGGGUGUGUGUGAGUGGGGGGUUGGGUGGCUCCCCGUUUGGAUCAUCAUUUGUAGAAGCGGAGAACAAAGAAUUUAAAAACCAAGUUUAACGACCAAAAAAGACUGGAGGCAGUGGUUGCAGAGGACCCCAAAGCGGGGAGGGUCCAGUUCAGAGGAGCGGGCUGCUGGCCGGGUCACUUCAGCAGCUAGAGAGACGGAGCCAUGCAGAUCCAGCCGUCAGCUUCUCACUCCAAAGCCUCCAGCUUCAUCCUCAGUCAGAGAUGUAUCCUGGCUUCCAAAAUGGAAAUCCACCGUGAACAGAGCAUCUGCCAGGCACGAGCCGCUGUCAUGGUGUACGACGAUGCCAACAAGAAGUGGGUCCCUGCUGGAGGCUCCACGGGUUUCAGCAGAGUCCACAUCUAUCACCACACGGGUAACAACGCCUUCAGAGUGGUAGGACGCAAGAUCCAGGAUCAUCAGGUGGUGAUAAACUGUGCCAUUCCCAAGGGGCUGAAAUACAACCAGGCCACGCAGACCUUCCACCAGUGGCGUGAUGCUCGGCAGGUCUACGGCCUCAACUUUGGCAGUAAGGAAGACGCCAACGUGUUCGCCAGUGCCAUGAUGCAUGCACUGGAGGUGCUGAACUCCCUGGAUACAGGCCCCACGCUGCCCAGACAGGGUCCCCCGGUUCAGAAUGGCCCCUCACAGGAAGAGAUGGACCUGCAGAGAAGGCAGCUCCAGGAGCUGCAGAGACAGAAGGAGAUGGAGCGGGAGCGCCAGGAACGAGAGCGCCAGGAAAAGGAGCGGCAGGAACGAGAACGUCAGGAAAAGGAGCGUCAGGAGCGGGAGCGCCUGGAGCGGGAGACGCUGGAGCGGCAGGAACGCGAGCGCCAGGAGAGGGAGGCGCAGGCGGAGAGGGAGCGAAUGGAGCGAGAGCAGCAGGAGCGUGAAAUGAUGGAGAGAGAAAAGGCAGAGAGAGAGAGGCUGGAGAAGGAGCAGCAGGAGCAGUUGGACAGAGAGCAGCAGGACUGGGAGAGAGGGAGGCGCAUCUCCAACGCUGCGCCCCCUGCUGCCGCAGCUGCCGCCACCUCUGUCUCUGCUGAGCACCUCUCCCUCCCCGUGGGUCUGGGCCUGUCGGGGUCCCUGGAAUCGGACGCAGGCUCAGGGCCCCUCCCAGCUCAGGGGGGCUCCUCCUGUCAGCCCCAGCCCCAGGCAGACGUGGCUCAGACUCCGGCACUGACCACCCCUACCCCUCCCCCACCUCCACCCCUGCCGCCCGGCUCCACUGUGACCUCAGCAGCUGCCAGCCCCACCACCCCGGCCGGACACCCUCCUCCACCACCGGCUCCUCCUCUCCCUCCCUCUCUGACUCCAGGCGGGACGCCACCCCCUCCACCGGGUCCUCCUCCCCCUCCCGGAGCACCACCACCACCCCCGGCACCACCUCUUCCCGCGGGGCUCUUCUCUCCUGCCGAGGAUCGCCCCAUCUCUGGUCUGGCCGCCGCCCUCGCUGGAGCCAAGCUGCGCAAAGUGCCAAGGAGCGAUGACGCAGGGGCAGCUCUGGCAGCGGCCCUGUCGGGGGCCGCAGGGGCCAAAACUGAGGCCAGAGGAAAUGGGCCUUUGCCUGGAGGAGGAGGACUGAUGGAGGAGAUGAGCGCCUUACUGGCCAGGAGGAGAAGAAUCGCAGAGAAGGGCUCCUCACCUGAACCUGACCAGAGAUCAGAGGACAGUGAGAUCAACACAACCCCAAAAGUGUCAGCCUGUAGCACACCAGACAUGCCCAGGAAACCAUGGGAAAGAACGAACACCAUGAAUGGUAGCAAAUCUCCAGUGAUUGGAAGGUAAAGUUUCCCCUCAGCAGACACUCUGAUCAUCUCAUU
This is a messenger RNA of Cyprinodon variegatus (sheepshead minnow), 2332 nucleotides long. It is a transcript of the gene enah, whose product is annotated as enabled homolog (Drosophila). Lineage: Eukaryota; Metazoa; Chordata; Actinopteri; Cyprinodontiformes; Cyprinodontidae. The record is from RefSeq and is a predicted model, not a curated record. Bases 675 to 2297 code for a protein of 540 amino acids. Gene Ontology annotation, molecular function: SH3 domain binding; profilin binding. Gene Ontology annotation, biological process: axon guidance; actin polymerization-dependent cell motility; actin polymerization or depolymerization. The transcript is spliced from 11 exons.